UAUUAUUGGUUAGGGCUCAAUCUAAAGUGUUGUUAGUUUUAUUUUUAGAAUUGUAUACGAAUUAUAUACUUAUAUAAAAACGUGUAAAAUGAUGACAUGAAGAAAGCAUGGAAAAUUGUCAUUAACCAUCGUAGUUUGAUAAAAGUGAAAUUUAUUGAAUCUGAGAAAGUAUUUGCUAGAUAAUGAUUUCUAUUGUAGAUGUAAUAUGCCUUUCAAUUAAUAGAAUGAUAUUAUUAGUUUUAAAAGAAAAAAAAAAUCAUGUCAAACUAUAAAAGAGAUAUCAUCAAAUUGAAAAGAAAAAUUGCUUUGUCAAAAACAAAAAAGAGGAAAAGUGUUGCUCAUAAAUAGCAAAAAAUUGUAACUGUAAAUCCUUGUCUAAUUGAAAGGCUAACCGGAUAUAUCUCAAGUAACACAACUACAUACACAAUAUUCAUGGAAAAAACAAAGAAAAACACUAAUCCUCUACCAUUACCAUAUUUCCAAUUCCUUAUCUUCCUCAAUUUUCAAUUUUAUUGCUAAUAUCUUCUAUUCUUAGCCUCUUUUUGUUUUUUCAUCUUUCUCUCUCCCCUUUCAUCCCCUUCUUUGUGUUCUUCCCUUAUGCCAUCAAAAUUAUUGUUUUUGCCUUUGACCUUUCUCUUUAUGAAGAGAGGUCUAGGUCACACAUUUCAAUCACUAUCCUUCUUGUAAAGGGCGGUAUCAUCUGCCCUUUACACACCACAAUCUACAUGAUCAUAUGGCUUCUAUGCAAAACCAACUGCGCCAUUCUCUUUUUUUCUUGUUCAUUAUCUUCCUCCACAUUGCCAUUUCUUAUAGCGCGUCUUCCUCAUCAGACGAUGCAAAUGCCCUACUAACGUUCAAGAAAACCCUAAAGGACGAGUCUAAUGCUCUUUCGAGUUGGGAUCUCUCUACAUCUCCAUGUUUUGAGAACAGGAAUAAUUGGGUUGGUAUCAUUUGCUCGCGAGCUGGUAAUAUUUGGGGGUUAAGGCUCGAAAACAUGGGAUUAUCCGGAUCCAUCGACAUUGAUUCCCUUGUCAAAUUAUCAAAAUUACGGUCCAUAAGCCUUAUGCACAAUAAUUUUAGUGGUGAAUUGCCUGAUUUUAGGAAGCUAAGAAUGUUGAAAGCAUUAUUUUUGUCAUAUAACAACUUUGAAGGUGUUAUUCCUCCUAAUGCAUUUGAAGGGAUAAGACGUUUAAGGAAAAUUCAUUUAUCAUUUAACAAAUUUAGUGGCGAAAUUCCUAAUUCUUUGGCAACAUUACAAAAACUUGUGGAGGUAACUCUUCAGGGUAACCAAUUUCAAGGAAAUAUUCCAGAUCUUAAAUCAACACAAACUCUUCAAGUUUUUAAUGUUUCGAAUAAUCAAUUACAAGGUCCUGUUCCUACUAACCUUUCCAGAUUUGAUCCAAGUGCCUUUUCAGGCAACAAAGAUUUAUGUGGACCGCCUCUAAAUGCAUGCCCACCGUCGUCGUCGUCGUCGUCCUCUGACCGGAAGAUAAAUACCGCACAACCAUCACCGGCGAAAUCAUCAGAUAAACCAGUGCCAAUAGCAAUCAUAGCAGUUGGAGUAGGAAUGGCAAUUCUUUUAGCAAUUUUAAUCAUUUUAAUUGUCAUUCGCAAUAAUCGAUCCAGGAAGAAGAACAACAACAACAUCAACAAUAACAACAAUAACAACAACAUGCCUUCUUCAACGUCGAAUUUACCAAAGAAAGCCAUGGUGGAACACGGCGAAGAAGAAGGCCCUAAUAGAAGCACAAACAUUGUAGGUGGUGGUGUAGGCCGAAACAAUAAAAGCGGCGAAAAUGUUGGGAAAUUAACAUUUGUAAGGGAUGAUAGGGAGAAAUUUGAGUUGUCAGAUUUACUAAAAGCUUCAGCUGAAAUAUUAGGAAGUGGGAGCUUUGGAUCUUCGUAUAAGGCGACGUUGAAUAAUGGAAAUUCGGUUGUUGUGAAGAGGUUUAAGCAAAUGAAUAAUGUUGGAAGAGAAGAAUUUCAAGAACAUAUGAGAAGAUUAGGGAGGUUGUCACACCCUAAUUUACUUCCUCUUGUGGCUUAUUAUUAUAGAAAAGAAGAGAAACUCUUUGUUAGUGAUCCUGUUCAAAAGGGUAGCCUUGCUCUCCUCCUUCAUGGUCAAACUCGAGGAACACCAACCUUAGAUUGGCCAACACGAUUGAAGGUAAUCAAGGGAGUAGCAAGGGGUCUUUCCUACCUAUACAAAGAGCUAGCUUGCUUAGUUGCACCUCAUGGCCACCUUAAGUCAUCAAAUGUUCUACUAAACGCCUCGUAUGAGCCUCUACUCGGAGAUUAUGCAUUAAUCCCUCUCAUUAACCAAGAAACCGUGCAAGAAAUGAUGAUAGCCUACAAAUCACCCGAGUAUUUCAACAACGGUCGCAUCACCAAGAAAACCGACGUGUGGUCACUUGGUAUCUUAAUCAUAGAAGUGUUGACGGGCAAAUUUCCGGCGUCAUACUUACAACAAGGGAGUGAAGUUGAUAUGACAAUUUGGGUAAGAUCAGUAAUAAAUGAUGGAUAUGACAAUAAUAUGGGACUAACAAGAAAUAGUGAGGGUGAAAUGCAAAAAUUACUAAACAUUGGAAUGGCAUGUUGUGAAAGAAAUGUUGAUAAGAGGUUGGAUAUUAAGGAAGCUUGUGUAAGGCUAGAGGAGGUACGAGAACGAGACCGUGACGACGACGAUUUUCACUCGACGUGUGCUAGUACGGAAGCUGAUCAUCGUUCGUCUAGAGGAACGUCCGAAGACUUUGCUGUGAUCAUCAAUUAGAUGUGUUUCCUAACAUGCAAUGCUUACUCCUCGUAUAUCAAAAGGGCUAGACGUUAGUUGUUACCUUAUCGCGAAAUCCAAAACUUAUGUCCCACUUUUUAUGUUCCACAAUUGUGUUCUUACUUGUUGGUACACGCAACUAUUCAAGCCCAAACCCUUAUUUGAUUAAUUUAUGAAAAUAUUAAAAUGAACCAAUUCAAAUGAGUGGCGGCAUACAGGUAAUACUACAUCAAAAGUGGGACAAAGAUUUUUGUUAAGUAGUUAUUGUAAAUAUUAAUUCUUUGUCUUUUUUCAUUGUGUGUAUUUAAAUCAGUUCGUUUCGAUAAUUUUUAGUGAAUUAUGUUAG
This is a messenger RNA of Chenopodium quinoa (quinoa), 3116 nucleotides long. RefSeq names its product pollen receptor-like kinase 1. The transcript has 3 exons. NCBI's taxonomy places the organism in Eukaryota, Viridiplantae, Streptophyta, Magnoliopsida, Caryophyllales, Amaranthaceae. Gene Ontology annotation, biological process: protein phosphorylation. Bases 734 to 2770 code for a protein of 678 amino acids. Gene Ontology annotation, molecular function: ATP binding; protein binding; protein kinase activity. The record is from RefSeq and is a predicted model, not a curated record.